UGCAAAGCGGCGUUUGCAGGGCGCUGCUACAAAUGCGAGGCAUGGCUGCUCAUCUGCUUUUCUUUUCUCUCUCCUCACAACAACAAAUCUUCUUCAAUUUAUUUGAAGUUCCUGAACUCGCUCUAAGAAGAUUUCUCACAUCUCUUACAACGCCAGCAGUGCCAGCUUAGGUCUCAAUAACCACGAUCAUGGCCACCUUCAUCUUAAUGCCACCCGGCGCUUCCAGCCCCAUCGUCUUCACCAGCAAAUGGACCCUGGAGCACAUCGAUAGCAUCUACCAGUGCCUUUCUCCUGACAGCAAGAACCCUUCGAACAAGCUCCUCAAGAUCUUCCCUUCCCUCUACGAAGAGAUGGAUGCCGGUGCCAAAGCCGGCUUUGCCAACCUCUACAUGGUUGAACGUGGCAUGCCCGUCCUCUUUGCUCGCGACAGUCAGAACAAGUGCUACUACCUUGGAGCUCCUUGCGACUUCUUCGCUAAGGGUGGAAUGCUGGUCAACAUCCCCGGUGCCGCUGAAGUUGUUUUCAUUCACCGUUCUGAGAAACCUGCUUUCCCUGCCAAGAUCCCACGACCUCCCAAUGCCUACAUUCUUUACCGCAAGGAACGUCACCAGUCGGUCAAGGCUCAACGCCCCGACAUCACCAACAAUGAAAUCUCCCAGGUCCUUGGCCGCCUCUGGAACUCCGAGACCCGUGAGAUUCGCGCUUUCUACAAGCAAAUGGCGGAUGAGAAAAAGGCCGAACAUCGCCGACAGUACCCCGACUACCAGUACCGCCCUCGUCGUCCUUCUGAGCGACGCCGCCGCAACAACACUUCUUCUGACAGAAACACUGCGGCUACUACUGGUACACAGCAGAUCACCGCCUAAGAGUUCAUCACUCUUGGAACUUCUUCACUCGAUGAGCACUGGCCAUCUUUGUGGCCUUGAGCAUGAUCGUGAGACGACAAACAAAGACUGGAAUACCUUGCUUGUCGCCUACCUAAUCUCGGUUGCUCUGAGUUUGGGACAUAGAUGAAGGAAGCGAUAUCUUUGUGGAUUUGACGAUACCCGUGGAUUGCAAGCGGCGCAACCCACUCGCUUUGUUUAUUGUUGCACUAGUUAAUAGGUAGCAUCUAUUCUCUGGAGAUAACAGCCCAAUGGAUAGGUAGCUAGCACAUCGACAACGUAUCACGUUGUUCUGUGGUGGACAGGAAAUACAAUAGAGACUAAAGACUC
Molecule: messenger RNA, 1214 nt
Organism: Fusarium redolens
Lineage: Eukaryota; Fungi; Ascomycota; Sordariomycetes; Hypocreales; Nectriaceae
Product: mating type 1-2-1 protein
Exons: 4
Coding region: 189-866 (225 amino acids)
Biological process (GO): anatomical structure morphogenesis; cell differentiation; regulation of transcription by RNA polymerase II
Molecular function (GO): DNA-binding transcription factor activity, RNA polymerase II-specific; RNA polymerase II cis-regulatory region sequence-specific DNA binding
Source: RefSeq, a predicted model, not a curated record